AUGACUGGGCCUUUUUUGCUGAUGUGGCGCACACUUGGGGCUGACGUGGAAAGACACGUGGCUGAAUACGUGGCUGAUGACUCAGCCUCUCUGAUGAUGUGGCUGGUGACGUGUCUGGUGCGGCUUGCUCCGACAAAGAACGGCGACGGCGAUGGCUGUUCCGAGAUCGUCUCGCCGAGGUGCACAAGACUUAAUGAUCAGAUCUAUUUUUCGAUCACUUUCCAGUUCUGCGAUUUCUGGACAGAACUCGUUGUACACGCAACUCCGUCGAACGGACCGUGUGGCUACUGUGGACCUCCGUUGUCGACGGGCCUUGUAAAUUACCAAAACCAUAUUGUGGUUUCCAACGGAGGAAAAGACACGACUCCUUCUGGGACAGAGUUGUUGCUUAGUCGUGAAGGCAAGGCAAGAGAUGAUGAAGAUGAGAUUGAAAAUAGCAUGGCGAGUUGCGUGACGUCGGAGGACUCGAAGGGGUCCACGGCCAAAAGAGCAGAAGCAGGGGAUCCACAGAGAGAGGGAAGCGCGAAAGAGAAGAACAAGGAGGGGGGAAAAGAGGAAAAGGCGGCGAAGGGGAAUGCAGAGGCGGGAAGCCAAAAUGAUGCCAAGGAGGAGGAUGAAAGUCAUGGUAAUAAAGAAGAUGAUGAAGGUUUGCAAGGUGACGAGAGCAGCAUAAUGUUUCCGGGUUCGCCGAGUUUCAGAAUCAAUUUUACAGAUAAUUUGGAUGAGGAUGAUGACAAUGUCAAUGGUGGCAAGAAAGACAUUGGCGAAAACGAAAAGACUAUUAGAGAUCACGGCACGCCACCGGAGAGGGAUUUGCAGGAUUCUGAUCCUAAGAAACUGAAGAAAGGGAGGAAGAGGAGCAGUUUCAGAAAGGUUAUGCCAAAGGGAGGGCAAAAUGCUAUGAACAACCUGUUCAAUGUCAGGUCAUGCUACUCUCCGUCUUGCUCUUCCCACGACCGUGCUCAUCUUCUAACAGAAAAGACACCUGCUUGAUCGAUUGCAGUGAGAAAAAAGAAGAUAGCUUACACUAGUUCGUGGAUUUCCUAGUCUUUCUGUAUCAGCCAACACUGUGUCUAUAUAUCAGUCAGGGACAAAGAUGUAACUAAUGAGGGACAACGAUGUAAUCGAUUUAUAUUCUACAAUGUUUAGGGGUGUAAAUGCUUAAGAAAAUAUACGUCUUCAAUCAAUUUUGGCAUCAUGGACGAAUCUGCCAUUGUUAAAGUGAGUUAUUUGUCUGCUAA
Molecule: messenger RNA, 1241 nt
Organism: Rhododendron vialii
Lineage: Eukaryota; Viridiplantae; Streptophyta; Magnoliopsida; Ericales; Ericaceae
Exons: 5
Coding region: 1-993 (330 amino acids)
Source: RefSeq, a predicted model, not a curated record